Molecule: messenger RNA, 2922 nt
Organism: Heteronotia binoei (common prickly gecko)
Lineage: Eukaryota; Metazoa; Chordata; Lepidosauria; Squamata; Gekkonidae
Product: zinc finger protein 436-like
Exons: 6
Coding region: 1-2589 (862 amino acids)
Biological process (GO): regulation of cytokine production; negative regulation of transcription by RNA polymerase II; regulation of immune system process
Source: RefSeq, a predicted model, not a curated record
AUGGGGAACAAGGCACAUUUUUCUUUCGUCUGCAGCACUGAAAGAGUUAAACCCGCAGAGCGGUUUGCUAGAGAGGCCGAGCAACAAGGGGGAGCGAGGCGCUGGGAAAGGAGCUUUCCCGGGGUGGGGGAGAGAACGGGACGGUCUUCGGAGAAGCAGCAGCCGGGAAAAGCCUUGCAACAGGCGGAUCGUGGGGAGGUUUCCUCUCAUGGAGAAGCCUCUCUUCAUAGCCAAGUGAAUAAAUGCAACUUGUCAAAGACAGAGGUGGCCGAAGAGAAGGGGAAGAAAAUGGAAGAGCAGGACCCAGAAGGACCUGGAACUGGCAAGAGAGCAAGAAAGAGCUCGCAUCCAAUCCAGCCUGGAAGUGGUGUUGAAUUCUGGGAAUCAGCUGUGUCAGAGGCUCUAGCUAAGGACACCAUGACCUGCAAUGUACAUUGCCGACACUUCCGGCAGUUCCACUACCAUGAAGCUGAUGGGCACUGGGAGGUUUGCAGCCAGCUCCAUGGACUCUGCAACCAGUGGCUGAAGCCGGAGAAGCACACCAAGAAGCAGACUGUGGACCUGGUGAUCCUGGAGCAGUUCCUGACUCUCCUGCCUGAGGAAAUGCAGUGUUGGGUCAGAGGCUGUGGGCUGGAGAACAGUUCCCAGGAGGUGGCCCUAGCCGAAGGUUUCCUCCUGAGUCAGGCAGAGGAGAAGAGGCAGGCAGAACAGAUGUGGGCAUCAUCCGUGAAGAAAGAAGUGACAUUCCCUGAGGCGGAAGGAGCUUCGUUGGAGCCAGGGCAGAGUGGGCAGGCCCAGGAAUGUGCCCCAAAUGCCCUUUUCUGUGGAAGUGAAGAGAUGCUGUUGAGCCGUCAUCUUUUCAGAGGUGUGGAAACGGCUGCUGCACCUCCAGUCCAGUGCCCCUUUUCCUUUGAGGAGGUGUCCAUCUAUUUCACAGAGGCAGAGUGGGCCCUGCUGGAUCUGGGGCAAAGAGCUCUCUACAGGGAAGUCAUGCUGGAGAACUAUGGGAAUGUGGCCUUUCUGGGAGAUGUGUGGGAGACAGAGAAUGGAAAGGAAGCACAUCCAUCGACGGAGGAAAGUGAAAUGUCCCCAGACUUUAAAGAGAAUUGUGGAGAUGUAGAUGGAAAGAAAGGUCAGGAAGAAAACCAAACGAAUAAAGGCAGGAACAAAUCACAGGACGACUUCCCUGGAAUUAUACAUCUUCAGACAGUAUACAAGAGAAAGACAAACACUGAGUGUCCUGCGUGUGGGAAAAACUUUGCUACUACAUCCAGCCUAAAAGUGCACUGGAAUACUCACACAGGAGAGAAACCAUUUGUCUGCUUGAAGUGUGGAAGGAGGUUCAGCCAAAGCUCAACUCUUAUUUCCCAUGAAAGAACCCACACAGGAGAGAAACCAUAUAAAUGCGUGGAAUGUGGGAAAGGUUACAGUCAGAGCACAUAUCUUACUUCCCAUCAAAGAAUCCACACAGGGGAGAAACCGUAUACUUGUUCAGAGUGUGGGAAAAGUUUCCGCCACAAGUCAAACCUUACAACCCACCAAAGAAUCCACACAGGGGAGAAACCAUUCCAAUGCCUGGAGUGUGGAAAAAGCUUCAACCACAGCUCAACGCUUACUUCACAUCAAAGACUGCAUACGGGAGAGAAGCCAUUUAAAUGCCUGGAGUGUGGGAAGACUUUCAAUCAGGGUGCAAAACUUAUUAGCCAUAAAAGAAGUCACAUGAGAGAAAAACCAUUUAAAUGCCUUGAGUGUGGAAAGAGUUUUUGUCAAAAACGAACCCUUGCUUCCCAUGAGAGGACCCACAGAGGAGAGAAACUGUAUAAAGUCUUCAAAGAUAGAAAGAGAAUCAGUCAGAACCUUGUAUCUCAUCAGAGUACCACCAUAGGGGAAAAAGCAUUUAAAUGUUUAGAAUGUGGAAAGAGCUUCCGUCAAAGCACACAUCUUACUGUCCAUCAGCGUAUUCACACUGGGGAAAAACCUUUUACUUGCUCUGACUGUGGAAAGAGUUUCACACAGAACUCAAACCUUAAAGCGCACCAAAGAAUCCACACAGGGGAGAAACCAUUUAAAUGCCUGGACUGUGGAAAGAGCUUCAAUCACAGCACAACACUUACAUUGCAUCAAAGAGUACAUACAGGUGAGAAGCCAUACAAAUGCCUGGAGUGUGAAAAGAGCUUCAGUCAGAGGUCUCACCUACUUACACAUGAGAAAAUCCACACGCAAGAAAGACCAUUUAAAUGCCCUGAGUGUGGAAAGAGUUUCAGUCGAAACGCAAAACUUAUAUUUCAUCAAAGGAUCCACACAGGAGAGAAGCCCUACCAGUGCUUGGAAUGUGGGAAGAGAUUCAGUCAGAACACAAACCUGGCAUCCCAUCAAAGAAUCCACGCAGAGGAAAAAGAAUUUAAAUGCCUGGAGUGUGGGAAAAGCUUCACUCAGAGCACGUAUCUUAUCAUACAUCAAGAAAUCCAUUCAGGGAAAAAAGCGUAUACGUGUUUGGAAUGUGGAAAGGCUUUCAGUCACAGCGCAGGUCUCAUUAGACAUAAAAAGAAUUUGCACAGAAGAGAAACUGUCUCAGUUCCUCAAAUGUGAAAACUGUUUCUCUCAAAGUAGUCCAUCCAAGAAUUCAUAAUGGGGGGGAUGAUUUGGGCUAGGAAGAAAACACUUAGCAUCUGAGUUCAUGGCAGGCUGUAUUUUUAAAUAUGAAAAAAUUCACAAAGUGCAGAAAACCACAGAUACACUGAGAAGCUGUUGAAAAAUGUUCUCCUGACCCUGCCCUUAAUAGAUAUCAAAGUAUUCGCUAGAAGUAGUAGUAUAAAUUCUUGAACCAUCAUUAGAAUGUUUGUGGUCGACAAAUUUUUAAAUACUGCCACCCAGGACCAACCUGUAGAUCGUAUGAAAAUAAAUGAUGUGAAUUAUCCACCA